AUGUCAAUGGACUCAUUCAGCAGCUUGAAAAGGCGAAAGCUGAAAAAUGACUUCAUCAAAUUUUCCACCGACAAUAUUGGAGACCUUUAUCAACAAAUGGAUGAAUACAUCGACCCUGCUUCUGACCUCAUACAAAGAGAGUACAUCAAACAGUUGUACUCGACAAAACGUCCUUUCGCAAAUACGAAAAAGACGCCCGAACUGCUACAAAUCCUCACAGCCUUUCUAAUUGCUUCUUUCGUAUUUUACUUUACCGUAACUGUCUCAAAUGCUCAUGUUAUACCUACGACACGCAUAGAGUCGGAACACAAUGUAGUUAAAAGAGAUUCAACAGGCCUUAAAGAAGAUUUCCUGUGCAAUGUCGACUCCGACUUUGAAUGUGUGUGUAACCGUUCGGCUGGGAAUUUAGAUGACACUGUUAUCCAGUGUAACGCCUUAAUAGCGGUACGUUUAACGCCGUAAUAUUAAUUCUUUAAAGAUAAGGCUAAUUUACAGCCAAUUCCUUUUGCUUUACAAUUCUUGAAACCUCAAAUCCAAAAAAUUUUUAAAAAAGUAAUAAAAAUGCUAGUGAGUUUACAAUAUUUUUAGGAUGAAAAGAUCCCAAGUGUAGAUAUAAUCAUUAAAAACAUUGACUUGUCCUCACGUCUACAUACCAACGAAACAUAUCAAGACUACUUUCGUCGACGGGUCGCCAACAUUGUAAGCCAAUAUUGCGAAAAAGAAGCUCACGACUGUGCUGGUGCCCAACUUUCGCUACAUAAGGUAAAUAACAACGGUGAAUUGCGGUCAGAACCAAACAAAGCGCCGUCUAAUUCAAAAAACAAAGACUUGUCGAUUAAUAAAGCCGGCGCUUUGCCAAGUUCCACACUGCCAAUUCAUCGAUUGAAUGACGACGAUGAACCGUUACUGACUCAGGCGAACGUUCUCAUAAUGCACGUGGAAUACCUACCCAGAAAGCGAAUACUUAUGAAGUUCGUCGUGCGCAAACAACCUGAUUUAAUGCCAAAGAUGACCGAAGCCGAUCUGAUAGCACCAGGGAAGAUUGUCAACAUCCUUACUACGCAAGUAGGACCGUUGUCACGAGUGUUGGGUGGUAUUCGCAUUGAAUCCCUCCAUCUGGGCAGCAUCGAACGUCAGACACUGCCGGCAGACAACACAACACUAAUUAUCAUGAUAACAGUAGUUAUGGUUUCCAUAUUAUUCUGUUACGUUAUCGCAUUUUACAAGUGUAUUUCGUAAGUUCGCCUUCACGUUUUGUUUUUGCUAUUAGAAUUAUUAGUUAGACAUACGCCAUAUGUUAGGUUGUGCUUGCCAUAUUUAAGUUACUUUAAACGAGUUAUAAUUUUGUCUCUUCUGUUUAUUAAGUUUAUAUUUAUUUUUAACGUCUGUUUAGUAUUUUUUUUAUUUCAAUUCAAUUGAGAUUAUUCUUUGUACCUUCUGUUGACAAGGAAAACAUCCCACUGUGUUUAAACCAGUUAAGGUAGCAAGGAGGCCUCUUUUCAAACCUAUAAGUCAACUAAAAAAGUCGAACAGCAUCAGGAAACCCGCACGCUGCCGCACGAAAUAUCCAGAAGAUAUUUUAUAUUUUUAUGCUGGAGAGAAUUAUGUAAAUCCUGACUCCAUUUAUAACACAAUUUUGGAAAAUAUUCGAGUGUAAAUAGUGAUGUACUUUCGUGUGCGUACAUCUUACGAGAACGUAGUGGGACACUUGGAUAAGAAUGUAAACGAGCUGCUUGGCCAUGACCAAAUAAGCAAGAUGCUCGCCUUAGUAGCAUCGUUAUUUUCUUUAUUUGAAUGAGCUAUAGUGCGACUUCAACUCUUCCUAGUGCCAGUUUCAUCCAAAAAAAGCAUAGUGCGUGCUCAGAAGCCGACAAACUCUUUCGCGUGGAUACAAGAUAGAAAAUUCAUAGCGAAUGCCACCGGACCAAAUGUUCGCCGCGCGUUGUGAAAAAGCAGGGGGAGCACGCGUAAAACAGUGUAAAGAGCUAAGAAAACAGAACGCCGCCUCGCGGCCCAUCUAAAGUUUACCGUUUCGCAUUUUCGAAUCAUACUGCAGCGGCGCACCAAACAAGUGUUAAUUUCUCAGCGCUCUGCGUGAAUUUGGGGGCACUGAAAAGAGAGUGAAUGACACGAUUACACCGCGGAACUCACCCUCUCACUCUCUUUGCUUUACAUUAGUUAUGGCCCAAUGUUCUUUUUAUGACCUCAUCAAGGAGGGAUUAAGGUAUCACGGACACCCCACCAAAGACUCGUUACUUUGAAGCGAGGGAAAGCCAUAAUGCUUCAUUUAAAUUGCCCAUACUUUUUGUAUUUGUAAAUUUGGACAAAAUUGCUUUAGUUCGAAAACUCGCUUAAGUUAGAAUUAACGGGAGUUACUUUUAGAUUUAGUUGCCAUUAUGCGUGACGUAUCUCGUGUCGGCUGAAGUAACGUUCUUAAUUUAUGCGUAAAUGUAAAUUUUUAAUUUAAAGGAGCUUUAAAAUGCCAUCGCUUUCGCCCACUAAAAUAUUGCAGCGGUUGCGUAAGUUGUUGCAACUACGCGUCCGGAUGCACAGGUAAGCUACUGAGUUCGUCUAAAAAUAUCCGAAACUUUCGGGAAGGAAAUGGCCCAGAAUAUGUCUUCCUAAACUUUUGUAUAAGCCUUUACAUUUCUACAUAACUAGAGGUAUACGAGUCUCCAAAAAUAUCCGGUUUUAAGAUUAGCCUCUUGACGUCAAACAUAUUCAUCUUGUUUUUAAUCUCAAGUUAAGUUGAGAAUUCAGCAUUGUCCGUUCAUUCACGUUUCAAACUGUAGCGGCGCAAUUUCCUCUCAAUUUAAUUACGUCGGACUUGCGUUCCCAAACUUACUUAUCAACAUGACCAUGUAAUUAAGAUAAUAAUGUGUCUUGUGCAUGGUGUAAAAAUAAUGUCUGGCUAUAAUUUCAUGUUUACUAAUAUUUUGCCUUACAGGGACCGACGUCAGAAGCGAACGGAAGCUAAACGGAGCGAAAGCCUUGCAAAUAAGGACCAAAAGAACUACGGAGCGUGCAGUGACAAGUUGGAUGCGCCAAACAAUAUCAACAAGGCGACCAGAUCCUCAACAAGUUCAAGGUCGUCGGUUUUGAACAACAACAACAAUAACAACGAGAAAUGCCGCCGAACGUCGAAUGGAAAAGACGGUGGGCGUCUGACGGCACGAUCCUCCACCAAACGUUCCGUAGGUGACGACAAUUCUAUUGGCAUUUGCGACUUGCAAAACUCGCAGCCCUCGAGUCCUCCGCCUUCGGCAAACACGGAUACCAGAUCGUUCCAAAGAAUGUUCGCGUGCGACAUGAGCCAGUUACCAGCCGAGUCAUUGGAUGACGGUUACUCGGGCGAAGUGUUUUUGGAGGAAUCCAUAUCGCAAGAGGCCAUCGAGUCCCCCAACGUGUUUUACAGCCAGCAACAGAACAACAGCCAAAACAACUUUUACGUGGGAAGCGUGUGUAAUUCUCACCAAAACAGCCACGUAUUCAACCCAGAAACCGAAGGGAAUGUCAUAAGCCAUAACUCGCCGCCAUUAGAGACGCUACAAAUGGUUCAGCGUGCCGUGCCAAUUGUUGUUGAAAAUAUGGGAUCGGAGCCAAAGCUUAAUUACGACGAGAACGACAACCAUAUCCAUGAGCCGCCACCGCCUGCGCCAAAAAUGGAGAUCAAAAAUGAGUUGGCAGAGGUUGAAAAUGAAGAAUCCCCACCUCCGAACGUUCACGUUUCGAUAAUGGAGCCAGAGUACAACGAAAUCGAAUUACCCGUCCCACAUUUCGAAGUCUCCAAAACCCCGAGGGGAUCACUCGACAACGAGAAAGAUCAACAGAAUAUUGAGAACAACCAUGAAGAGUUGAAAUUGUCUAAUUCUCUGUUAGAUGCCAUCACCCAUAACGGACCUUAUGAACGGCCCUUAUCACGUCGUGGAAGUAGAGAUUCGCCGAGAGAAGAAGGAGAAGAAGAAGUUGUUAAUGAGAAAUGUGCAACACCACCACCAAUCGGAGACCGAGGGAUGCCUUUAAAGAUCCCUCAAUUAAGUAUUGACUUCGCUGAUGACGACAUUAUAACCAAACCCAAAAACAAAAGGUACGCUGACUGGUCCAGUGACUCUGAAGACGAAACUAAUGAACCAUAUCAAACUUUAGCUGAAGAAGACGAACUGGAAUUAGAAGAGAUAAUGAAAAACGACAAAUCAGAUGCACUGAGGAUCGAAGACGUACCAGCACGACCGUUGAGUAGAAACAGCACGCCAAUGAAUCAUAUAGAAGCCAAUGACUACUACACUAGUUCUUCAGAAUCCGAAGUAGAUGAGACGUAUGAAGAGAACGGCUAUGAUCGACCUUAUGAACGAUUAGCUGAAAUUUCUUCACCUAUUAUUCGUUUUAAGAAAGAUAUGGUGGCUUUCAAAGAAAUGGAAAAUUAUGCUGACACAGAUCCAGCAUUACUAUACGCGGCUGUGAAGACUGCUGCUCAAACUGUUGAAGUUAUGAAUAAACAGCUUGGAAUAGUAUACUACCCAAUAAUAGAAAGGUUCAAAGAAGUAAUAGAUGGCACUAACGAAUAUUAA
Bursaphelenchus okinawaensis is the source of this 4568-nucleotide messenger RNA. The record is from the annotation of a GenBank genome assembly. Lineage: Eukaryota; Metazoa; Nematoda; Chromadorea; Rhabditida; Aphelenchoididae.